AUGCCCGCAAUGGAGAAUCAACUUUACGACGUUAUCAUUGUCGGUCGAGGACCCGUUGGGCUAUUCUUGGCUUGCGAACUCCUCCUUCAAGAUGUCUCUGUUCUAGUAGUUGAGCGCCGUUUGGCGAUGGGACUAGGAGACCUUCCGGAGACUCGAGCUUGUAUCGUUCACGCUCGCACGCAGGAGAUACUGGCCGCUCGUGGACUUCUUCCGACUUUCAACAAAGUCAGCAGCAAGACAAACUGGUGGCAUUACGGAAUUCUGGAGACUCGUCUUCAGUUUGGAGCACUUGACGACGAAACAUUGGAAAACCAUGUAAUGUUCACCCCACAGUCGCAAACGGAGGAGAUCUUGCUUCGCCGCGCUCUUGAACUCGGAGUUGUUGUUCAGUUGGGGGCAAAAGUAAAGUCUUUGGACCAGUCGGCUGAUGAGGUUACUCUUCGUGGAAGUUUGAUCAAGGACACGAAUGGUGACUCCAUUGAAGAGGACUUCACCGUAAGAGGAAAAUAUGUCGUUGGAUGUGACGGAUGGCGAAGUUCUGUAAGAGAAUUGGCAAAGUUCAACUGGGAACAGAGAGAUGCAACUCAUGUUAUGUGGUCGGCGGAAGCUACGCCAGGUGUCGAUAUGGGGCCUUUCAACAUCACCAAAAAUGAUGCAGGAAUUCUGAUUAUGUGCAAGAUGGAUGUCCCUAGUGGUCGGUCCCGUAUUGCUUGUUGGACUCCUUCUAGAAACGAUCUGGAUGCGACCGAACCAUUCACGCUUGAAGAGUUUAAUCAAGCACUCACGGAGAUCACUGGCAGAGACAACAGACUCGGUAACCCUAAAGGCCUCGCCCGUUUCACUAACAUGUCUGGCUAUGUUACUGAAUAUCGCAAGGGCCGAGUUUUCCUUGGAGGCGAUGCAGCACAUAGACAUUUACCAGCUGGCGGGCAAGGAAUGAAUCUCGGCAUUCAAGAAGUCAACAAUCUUGCGUGGAAGCUUGGGGCGGUGAUCCGUGGCGAAGCCCCAGACACACUAUUGGACACUUACGGAUCCGAAAGGCUCAGCAUCGCUCAAGGGGUCGUUACCAAUACCACUGCACAGUCCCUUCUCUUCUUCGCGCAUACCCGACCCGAGACAGCUAUUCGAGAGUCGCUGAACAAGAUCCUGGAAGUUCCGGAAGCGAAUCGCAAGCUUGCUCUAGAGAUUUCCGGUCUUUCGCAUGCAUAUCCAGCGCCACUUGAGAUGAUCCGUCCAGAAGGAUGGGAUGCACUCCCGAAGGAACUGUCUGGUAAGCGAGCUCCCGAUGUCAAGGUGCGGACUACGGACGGUGAUGAGAAAUAUUUGCAUGAUUUCUUGAAGGGAGGAAAGUGGGUGCAGUUUGUCUUUAGCGAUAGACACUCGACAGGAAAUGUUGGUGUACCAGCAUUCGUGGGACGCACGGAGGUUGUGUCUGUUGCAGAGAUUUUGGGCAACUGGGGGGGCAUGUACAAGGGACCUCACAGCCAGAUUCUUAUUCGGCCGGAUGGCCAUUUUGGCUUUGGAAAACUUUGA
Messenger RNA from Amorphotheca resinae ATCC 22711, 1533 nucleotides. RefSeq lists its product as hypothetical. The transcript has a single exon. Lineage: Eukaryota; Fungi; Ascomycota; Leotiomycetes; Helotiales; Amorphothecaceae. Bases 1 to 1533 code for a protein of 510 amino acids. The record is from RefSeq and is a predicted model, not a curated record. Gene Ontology annotation, molecular function: FAD binding.